AUGCAUCGCACUCGAAACUCCCAGCCAGGAGGUGACCGCCGCAACAACUCCAUGCGGCUGCCAACAGCGGCACAGUCAUCUUCUGGUCCCUCCGCUCCAGCCCCCGGACGCGAGCCUCGCCGCAGCUCGGGCCUGAUACCGACCGCUCCCGAGUUCAUCCCGGCGUCGGUUCGACCCGCCGCGGCCAGCCCCCAGCCGCCGCGUCCUCCUCCAGGACUUGCCCAGCCCGCCACCACCAUUGCCCAACCCGCCGCCACCACCACCCCCGCGCCACCGCCACCCAGCUUCGUCCCGGACGGUGGCCUCGACAGCAUCGUCGAGCGCUGCGCGCAGGUCAUCUACCGGGCGACGCGGCACGUGGACCCGGGCCCGCACGGCACGGGCCCCCUCGCCGAGCCGACGAGCGCCGUCGCCAUCGAGGCGACGCCCGAGGACGCCCUGGUCUCGGAGCUCCAGCGGCUCCUGUGGAGCGACACGCACGGCAGCCCGCCCCCGGCCGAAUGCAACUCGCUGCUGCUGCGCCGGAGCCCGACCAUCCCCGCCGCCGUGCCCAUCCCGCUGUUGAGCCGGUACACGCCCGAGCAGCUCCGGGGCCGGAUGGACGUGCAGCACCGCGGCCGCCAGCCGCAGGUCGGGGUCGUCGACCUGGCGCCCGUCAACCAGCACCGCCCGGGCCAGUACGUGCUGCGCUACGAGCCGGCCACCGGCCGGCUGUGGGCCUGUGUGCCCUGCUCGCCGUUCGCCGAGUCCCGCGACCGGGACGCUUGCGACCACUGCGCCUACCCCCCGCGCCGGGUGCUCGACCCGGAGGCGCUGUGCCGCUACCACAGCUACUACUUCGUGACGGGCGAGUUUCUGUCGCACGCAGAGUACAUCGUGCUCGAUACCCUCGAUCAGGAAGGUUCGGUCCUCAACACCGACGACAUGCUCCGGUUUGUCGAGCGAAUGCGGUGCCAGGUGCAGCACCUCGCGCUGCGCUUCGAGCUCAUGGACGGCAGCGAGCAACUGGGUCCGGGUCCGUUGCCUCAGCACGGUCCCAUCGGCGGUCAUCUUGGUUCCUGGUAG
Thyridium curvatum is the source of this 1065-nucleotide messenger RNA. RefSeq lists its product as uncharacterized. Gene Ontology annotation, molecular function: protein binding. Bases 1 to 1065 code for a protein of 354 amino acids. NCBI's taxonomy places the organism in Eukaryota, Fungi, Ascomycota, Sordariomycetes, Thyridiales, Thyridiaceae. The transcript has a single exon. The record is from RefSeq and is a predicted model, not a curated record.